This is a messenger RNA of Limanda limanda (common dab), 923 nucleotides long. RefSeq names its product reticulon-3-like. The transcript is spliced from 8 exons. Gene Ontology annotation, cellular component: neuron projection; postsynaptic density. Gene Ontology annotation, biological process: endoplasmic reticulum tubular network formation; brain development; neuron differentiation. The coding region runs from base 120 to 767 and encodes 215 amino acids. The record is from RefSeq and is a predicted model, not a curated record. Lineage: Eukaryota; Metazoa; Chordata; Actinopteri; Pleuronectiformes; Pleuronectidae.
GUCCACAGGUGGACACGCCUCCACAUAGCCCCGCCCACACGGGCCGUCACAUCGGCCUUUUAAAGUUUCACAGUAACUUGAAUUUUUCACAGAAGCUGAAGAAGAAGAAGAAGAAGAAAAUGGCGGACUCCACCAGCAGCUGCUCUUCAUCAGCCAACUCCUCAUCUUCAUCAGUCAGACGUCUCACUCUCUCAGCCUUUCAGCUCGUUCACUGGAAACAACCGAAGAAGUCGGCUGCAGCUUUCGGCCUGUCGCUCCUGGUCCUCGUCUCCGUGGCAACCCUGUCUGUCAUCAGCGUGGUGUCCUACCUGCUGCUCGCCGGCCUCUGUGUCACCAUCACCUUCCGGGUUUAUAAAUCAGUGAUUCAGGCCGUCCAGAAAUCAGACGAAGGUCAUCCAUUCAGGGGUCUGCUGGACAGGGACAUCUCAGUGUCCUCGGAGUCGGUCCGGCAGCUGGCGGAUCAGGGUCUGAUCCACCUGAACUGGUUCAGCAGUGAGACCAGGAGGCUGCUGCUGGUGGAAGACCUGGUGGAUUCCCUGAAGCUGGCUGCCGUCAUGUGGCUGAUGACCUAUGUUGGUUCUGUGUUUAAUGGAGUCACCAUCCUAAUCCUCGCUGACAUCAUGUUCUUCACGGCUCCGCUGAUCUACCAGAAGAAAAAGGUACAAAUUGACGACAUCAUAACAUCAGCUCGCUGCAGGUUUGACGAGAAGCUGCUGAAGCUGCAGAACGUUUUACCAGGAGCCGUGAAAAGAACCAAAGCUGAGUGACCUGAAGACACACCUGUGGUUCCGCCCUCUCCUCUGAUUGGUCCGUUUGUCACUGAUGAAUUUACUUUGAACGUCUUUAAUAAAAAACAGAUUAAAAAAACAGCAGUCUGAACUGACCCCACCUCCCAAUGAUCAGUGAGCUUUAAAGACAAAUAA